AUGCUUGGUCGUAUCGAAAGAAUGCAGCCUAUCCGUGUUUGGCUGGCCCCUCCUGGGCCGAAUCCUUGGAAGGUCAUCACCGUCCUUGAAGAACUUGCCGUGCCCUACGAAGUUGUGUCGAUUCGCUUUGAGAACAUCAAGCAAGCUCCGUUCAUCGACAUCAACCCCAACGCCCGAGUUCCUGCUAUCGAGGGCCCCAAUACUGGCGUCAAGAUCUGGGAGACCGGAGCCAUUAUUCUCUACCUGAUCCAGAAAUACGAUAUCAACAACCAGCUGCAUUAUGAUUCCAUGGACAAGGAAAUUCUUUGCAAGCAGUGGCUCAUCUUUCAAGUCAGCGGACAGGGUCCAUACUUCGGACAGUGUACCUGGUUUACCUAUCUGCACCCCGAGAAGCUCCCCUCCGCAAUCGAGCGUUAUUCGAAGGAGAUCAAGCGCGUUCUUGGAGUCUUGGAUAAAGUACUGGGAGCUGAUCCCAACAAGGAGUGGCUGGUAGGGGAUCGCAUCACAUACGCCGAUCUCGCCUUUGUUCCUUGGAACGACCGACUGGACGUCACGCUCGGAGUCCCCGCCGAUAAGAAGUUCGAAGGCUUCCCCAACGUCAAGAAAUGGCAUGAGCGCAUGAUCAAUCGACCUUCCUGGAUCAAGGCUAUGAAACUCAGGGCCCGUCUGAUGGACGAGCAUGGUCUAGACUGGAAUGGCAUGCCCAAGGGCACGACAAACUUGCAGAAGUAUCAGGAAAGUGUUGCUCAGGACGAGGCUUAA
This is a messenger RNA of Clonostachys rhizophaga, 762 nucleotides long. The record is from the annotation of a GenBank genome assembly. Lineage: Eukaryota; Fungi; Ascomycota; Sordariomycetes; Hypocreales; Bionectriaceae.